AUUGACCAAGUUAGCUGUUGUUUUGUUUUGUUAAACGUUAUUGAUUGAAUUGAAUGAAUUGAAAUCCAUUUAAUUUAUCGAAUUUAAAGAAGUACAAUUGCAAAAUGACCCAUAUAUUUUAUUAUACAACAAUACUACCCUGAUUUAUACAGUGUAAAUAACAGAAUUUCUCAUAUUUCUCUACAUACAUAUAAUUACAUCGAAAAUGCUCGCCUUGCUAUUGUUAAACCGGAUGAGUAUGAAAAGGCGUUCUAAAAGGCAAAGUAUUUAUAAAACUGAGAAUAACAUUGAUAAAAAUACAGUUGCCCAAGAGCUUUGCCGGACAUGCCUUAGUGCGAAGGACCUGGUAUCCCUAUUUUAUAACAAAGAGACUGAAAAGAAGAGGUCUGAUGAGUUAAAACUCGUAACAGGUUUAGAGAUCAAAAUGGAUGAUGAGUUAUCACAGAAAAUAUGCCUCAAAUGUGUCGAAGCAGUAAACAAUGCGUUAACAUUCAGAAGGACAUGUCGAAAAGCCGAAAAGACACUAUUGUCUAUGACACCGGUCAAGAAGACGAAGAGAAAAUUUGAGGUGAAGUCGAAAAAUCAAACGGUAAAGAAAAAAAAUAAAAAGAUCCCGGAAAAUCAUGUAGAAUUGAAUUAUGAUAGUAUAUAUGAUGGAAACGAUGGUUUUAAUAAUGAUGACUUCCAGAAUGAUGAUUUUAAUAAUGUUGACGCCAUCAAUGAAAGCUUUGAAGGCAAUUUGGAGAAUGACCAAGCUUUGGUGGAGACUGGAUUGAAAGCGACCAAAAAGCGAUACACGCACAUACCAAACGCAUCGUCAUACAAAUGUCCCACAUGUAAUAAAGAAUUCAAAAUGAAGUCUACGUUCAAGGCGCACAUGAGAUUCCAUACAAACUACUGUGUGUGUGAGUCGUGCGGCAAGCGGUGCAGGAACAACAACCAGCUGCAGGAACACAAGCGCGCGCGUCACGGCCUCGGCAGGAUACACAAGUGCGCGUACUGCGAGUACAGCUCCGCCACUAAGGAGGCCUUGGUGAUACACGAGCGGCGUCACACUGGUGAGAGGCCGUACGUGUGCGAUCACUGCGGAGCCACUUUCCACAGACGUUCUAAUCUGGUACAGCAUAUAGCUAUACACCUGCCCGAGAAGAAUUUCCAGUGCGAAUUAUGUGACAAGCGGGAGUUUUCGCAGAAACGUCUCAACCUCCACAUAUACUGUCGGCACAAGAUCACAAACUAUCGCUUCGUCUGUCCGAUCUGUUCGGGGAUUUUCACAAGGCCGAGGAAUGUGAGGAAGCAUCUCACCAGGAUACACGGAGUCGCCAGGCCUGAUCAGGGCCGGAUACAGAAGGUCGAUAAAUUAAUGGUGCCCGCGUAAUUACGUAUUAGGUUAUGUUUCAAUUUUUAAUUUUUAUUUUUAAUUUGUCAAGCUAUUAAGUUCGCGUGAAUUGCCAGUGGGGGGCUCCCAUGAAACAUAAACCACGUAGCACGUGAUUGCGUCCGCAUGUUCUCUCUUUUGAGACAGUAUGUGGGAGUUUGUAAUGUGCCACGUGUUUGUGUAUGUUUUGUGGUAGGCCUUCUGUUAUUUUAGAGAUUAAAGGUAAAGUAUGGCUUUCUCUGUACUGUAAAGUACAGGGCGGCCAAAUAACAGGUAUAGUACUUUAAUUUUGUAAUUUUUUUCCAUGAAAUAUAAAAUAUAUCAAGUAUUCCUUGUUAAGUAUAGUAUUUAGGCCCGUCAGUUAAACAUGGAAAAUAAACAGAACAGAAGUCAGACAAAUGUCCACCUCUAGCAGAAUACUUUUCAUCACAUUUUAUAGACACAGUCGUUGAGAUAACGCAGGAAAUGUAUAUUUCCUGCGUUAUCACAACGACUGCGUCUCGAAUAUUUUGUUUUAAUUUCUGAAGGUUCAUUGGUCUGUUAGCAUAGACAAGUCCCUUUAGACAGCCCCACAGAAAAAAGUCAGGAGCUGUUAAAUCAGGCGAUCUUGGGGGCCAAUCAAUGUCACCGUUUCUUGAAAUUAAUCGACCGGGAAACAUUAUUUUUAAUGUUUCAUAAAACGUUUUAAUAAUUAAAACACGUUGUUUCGUCGUAAAAUGCUCCAUAAUAAAUUUGCCGUAUCUACGCGAAAGUAAUUUUCAUACAACAACUGUCAUGUUUACCGCCAAAACAAAAUGGCGGCAAAAAAUACGUUUUAUACCUCCAAGUUGGCCACCCUGUAUUUGUAUGCAAAAUUUCUAAAUUGUUUGAGUAAUAAUACGUGAAGACAUAUUAAAAAAACAAAUAAACUAGCGUUUAUAAUAUUAGUCAGGGCUCUUCCUAUAUUUGGUGAAAACGCAUAAACUUCGUCAUCUUGUGCAAGGAUUUUAAAUAACUGAAUUAGGAUAUCAAUAUAAAUAAUGUUUAUAGAAUGGAGAGUCUGUAAAAAUGUUUCUAUUUUCACUUGUAUUCGUAUUUUAAUAUUAUGAAUAAAUAAUUGAAUAUAAAAU
Molecule: messenger RNA, 2487 nt
Organism: Plodia interpunctella (Indianmeal moth)
Lineage: Eukaryota; Metazoa; Arthropoda; Insecta; Lepidoptera; Pyralidae
Product: zinc finger protein 675-like
Exons: 7
Coding region: 206-1378 (390 amino acids)
Biological process (GO): regulation of transcription by RNA polymerase II
Cellular component (GO): nucleus; chromosome
Molecular function (GO): zinc ion binding; chromatin insulator sequence binding
Source: RefSeq, a predicted model, not a curated record